CGAACGGCCUCUUCUUCUAUUUCCUCAUUUUCUCCCAUUUUCUUUUUCUUUUCACUUUUUCAUGUUAGCCUCAGGUCACUACAAGGGAGGAAUUGUACGAUCCUCGACCCGUGGUUCAGUGAUCCAGGCCGUUGCUUGCUUCUAUAGUUUCUGAAGGUAAACCAGCUUUCAAUCAUGGGUUCCGAAGACUCUAAAGAUUUGUUGAAGAAUAUGGAUUGGAAAACUUUGAGCGGUGAUGUAGCUAAUGGAUCUAGUGAGCCAGCCAUCAAAAAGCGUCUUCCGAAGAAGAUUAGGCAAGUGCCAGACUACUAUUUUCUCCCUCGAAGAUCCUUACCCUCCGCCAUUGCUCUUUAUGGCGCAAUCUGUGCUGCUGGAGUUGGUGCAGGAAUGUUGGUGGAAAUUUGGAUAAAUAAAAAAAUCCAAGAGGAUGGCGGUAUCAUUUGGGAGAUGGAUAAAUCCUGAAUGCAAUUCAUCAAUUUGGCCAUCUCUCACCAGAUGCAAAUUAUCACCAGCAUCCAAAGGUCAGAUUGGCUACAUUAGAUACGAAAAUCUUCAUUGUUGAUGCUCCAUGUUUUGUUAUUGUUUUUAAUCUUGUUCUAGUGAAUGGCAUGUGCCAUGGAUCAGGGAAAGAAGAGAAACACGAGCCAUAAUCGCGUUGGUGACCUGAUUAUUUUGGUGAGUGUAUGUUUAGAAAGGGUCCCACCUGA
This is a messenger RNA of Magnolia sinica, 707 nucleotides long. RefSeq lists its product as uncharacterized. Lineage: Eukaryota; Viridiplantae; Streptophyta; Magnoliopsida; Magnoliales; Magnoliaceae. The transcript is spliced from 3 exons. The record is from RefSeq and is a predicted model, not a curated record. The coding region runs from base 175 to 462 and encodes 95 amino acids.